GAGGGCUUGAGGCCAUGCUUGAGGCACACAGGCUAGAUUUAAUUUGGGGGUCAUAUGGCCUGACAACACUCAGGACACCCUGUGGGGAGUGAAUCUGAGGUGAAGAAGCCUGAGACUGUUGCUCAUUUUACCAAGUUCAACUCAGGGGUCUAGGGAAAACUACUGUCAACUGAUUUCUCCCUGAACUCGAGGAGGGGAACAAUGUCUUAUACAUCCAAACUUCCUGCGUCCUGGAACGAUACACCUCCCCCUCGCAAAGUGGAAAUUGACCUGAGCUCACCUGGUUUAGCUGUGUUUGAGUUGGAGCGUCUCUUGUUUACUGGUAAAGCAAUCAUCAGCCAUGCAGAUGAAGUGUGGCCAAGGCUUUACAUUGGUGACCAGCACAGUGCAGAGAACCGGGCUGAUCUAUCCUUGCAUCGAGUCACUCACAUCCUGAAUGCAGCUCACAGUAAACGCAAUGGACAACCAGGUAUCUAUGGAGGAAUGAAGAUCACCUACAUGGGCAUUGAGGCCCAUGACUCCUGUAACUUUGACCUGAGCGUCAACUUCCAGGCAGCAGCAGACUUCAUCCACAGGGCUCUGAGCAGUGGAGGCAAAGUGUUGGUGCAUUGUCAUGUAGGAGUGAGUCGCUCUGCCACCCUUGUCCUGGCUUACCUGAUGCUAAAGCAGAACCUGACCCUGGUGGAGGCUAUUUGUGCUGUGAAAGAUAACCGGGGUGUAAUCCCCAAUCGAGGCUUCCUCCGACAGCUCAUCACACUUGACGGCCAGCUCUUUGGCCCACACUGAACCCUGGUAGCAUUAUUGAAGUUUUCAUGGGUCCAGAGGGGGGCAUCU
Labrus mixtus (cuckoo wrasse) is the source of this 834-nucleotide messenger RNA. RefSeq names its product dual specificity protein phosphatase 26-like. Lineage: Eukaryota; Metazoa; Chordata; Actinopteri; Labriformes; Labridae. The transcript has 4 exons. Gene Ontology annotation, molecular function: MAP kinase phosphatase activity; protein tyrosine/serine/threonine phosphatase activity. The record is from RefSeq and is a predicted model, not a curated record. Gene Ontology annotation, biological process: protein dephosphorylation; negative regulation of MAPK cascade. Gene Ontology annotation, cellular component: cytoplasm. The coding region runs from base 202 to 786 and encodes 194 amino acids.